CUCAAUGAACGUUGGAAAGAUGGCGACGGCAUACGCACAAGCGAGAGUCAACUGUACCGGCGGGUAGAAAGUGCUCUAAAGAGACACAAAUCCGCCUCUCUUGCAAAGAUUAAACGGUGCAAAGUCUGUCUGGUCUCGCGUAGACAUGGUUUAGUCUAUGCACGGCUAGGAACAAGAAGCCACUGCUUUUCUAUGGAGCCUCCGGAUCGUAACAAGCCCAGCAGGCCGGCAAAGCCAGGGGAAGAUGCAUCCCAACAGAACUCUGAGGUGCGUGAAUGCUGGGACUCGCCCAGUGAGGAAGAGGAACCUCUGUAUGGCACAUCACCUCCUUAUACCCCCCGUCAGAUGAAACGCAUGUCUGGCAAGCAUCACAGGAACAGCCAGGCGAGGAAUACCGGUCGGUCUCCCAACAAGGCGGACCUUAUCCCACCUGUCCUGAAAGAGAGUCCCAGGCCAGCGGAGACCCCUGAGGAGCAUAGUUACAAGCAGGGCAAGAAACAAAGGGCCACACUGCGCUCCACGGAGAGAGACCAUAAGAAGACAUUUGAAGGCUCCUUCAUGCUGGAUCCACUGUCAAAGUCAAACCCUUUCGGUGCCCUCAACAUGGAUCCCAGGAAGCAUUACUUGAGCUUGGGCUGCAGCAGUUGCAAACUUCCUGUGUCCAUGCCCCAUAUUGCCCGGACCCACCGCCAGACCUCCCGGACAGACUGUCCCGCCGACCGCCUCAAGUUCUUUGAGACUCUGCGGCUGCUGCUCAAGCUCACAUCUAUGUCCUCCAAGAGGAAGGAGAAGGAGCAGAGGGGCCUGGAGAACAUGGCCUUCAUGGGUCACAACAACGAGGUCAUUUGGUUGGAGCUGCAGGCUUGGCAUGCGCGGCGCUCCACCAGCGACCAAGACCUUUUUCUUUUCACUGCCCGCCAGGCCAUCCCUGAUAUCAUCAAUGAGGUGCUGCACUUUAAAGUCAACUAUGCUAGCCUAAGAGGGGCCCAGUGUUCAGGGUCUGAAUCAAUCCAGGGGGACUAUCAAAGUGUCAGAGAUCUAGUCUGUGGAGAGGAGAGGGAGACCAACCACUGUGGAGUAGAUCCCUGGGGCUUUAGCGCUUUCCCCUCAUCAGCGAUGAAUGCAGCAGAGCCUCUGGGCUCUGGCGCUGAUUGUAGGGAGCACCUUCAGCGCCAGCGGCUGGCAUUUGAGCAGGUCAAACGUGUUAUGGAGUUGCUGGAGUCUCUGGAAGCUUUGUACCCCUCUUUGCAGGCCCUGCAGAAGGACUAUGAAAAAUAUGCAGCACGAGACUUCCAGGGCAGGGUGCAGGCGCUCUGUCUGUGGCUCAAUAUCACCCAGGACCUCAACCAGAAGCUGCGUGUUAUGGCCACUGUGUUGGGCCUCCAUGAUCUAUCCCGUAUCGGGUGGCCUGUCUUCGAGAUCCCGUCACCUCGCUGCUCUCGUGGCAAUGAAGAAGAGGAGAAUGAGGACGAUGAGGAGAAUGACUCAACAGCCACUUUUACAGCUGAAAGCGAUGGAGAGGACAGGGAUGCUGAGGAGGAGGAGGAGGGAUUGGGAAAUGUAGCAGAGGGAGAGUUGUCUCCCUCCCUGAUUCCCAAAUUGGCUGGAUUGUUGUCAGAAGAGGAGUUUCUCCCAACUGCCACUGCAGGAAGUGCAGAAGCGGUUGCAGGAGGGGGCGUAUUCUGCCCCACAGCCAUCUACAGACCGUUUGUGGAUAAAGCUCUGAAACAGAUGGGACUGCGUAAACUGAUCCUCAGACUGCACAAACUGAUGGACCGCUCUCUUCAGAGGUCCAGAGCAGCGCUGCUCUGCCACACUCCUGCGCUGGAGUUUUCAGACUUCCCAGACCCCAUGCUGUACAGCGAUUAUCUGCCAGAGCUGUCACGCCAUGUGUCCUGCAGUGGUCCGACUCAUCCAGAGCUCGGAGCGGACCAGGUCUCCUGGGAGGAUUUGUUGGACAUGGACCUCCCGUCCUUCCGUCCAGCGUUCCUCGUGCUGUGUAGGGUCCUUCUCAACGUCAUUCACGAAUGCCUUAAACUGCGACUUGAACAGAGGCCUGCUGGAGAGCCUUCACUGCUCAGUAUCAAACAGUUGGUGCGUGAGUGUAAAGAGGUUCUUAAAGGUGGUCUUCUGAUGAAACAGUAUUAUCAGUACAUGCUGCGGGGCGUGGUGACUGAUGCUCAGGGCUUGCAGACAAAUGCCAAUAUUGAUGAGUUUGAAGAGGACCUUCACAAGAUGCUGGUGGUGUACUUUGACUACAUGCACAGUUGGAUACAGAUGUUGCAGCAGUUGCCACAGGCCUCUCACAGCCUAAAGAACCUGUUAGAGGAGGAGUGGCACUUCACCAAGGUCAUCACUCCUUACAUCCGUGGAGGGGAGGCCCAGUCUGGGAAGCUUUUCUGUGACAUUGCUGGGAUGCUGCUUAAAUCCACUGGAGAGUUCCUUGAUGCCGGCUUGCAAAGGAGUGGUAAUGAAUUCUGGGAAAGCGCUGAUGACAGCACCGCCUCAGAUGAGAUCAGGCGGUCGGUUAUCGAGACUAGUCGGUCCCUUAAAGAGCUGUUCCACGAGGCCAGGGAGCGUGCGUCCAAGGCUCUGGGCUUUGCCAAAAUGCUUCGAAAGGACUUAGAAGUUGCUGCGGAUUUCUGUAUCACUGAUGGGGUGACUUGUCUCCUGGAGGCACUGAAAAAGAGAAACUAUGUCAAGGUCCAGAUUCCAGGCUUGGAGGAGCUGCAAGUGUUUGUCCCCUGUGGCUUGAUGGAUCAGCGGCCUCUCAUCCUGCAGCUUCUCAAUGCUGCUGCUGGCAAAGACUGCUCCAAAGAGCCUGAUGAAAUUGCAGAGGACGAUGCCUACCUGCUCAUGAGUAAACAUGGAGCUGGGGACUCCACUACUGAAUCGGACUGGGCUCAGUGGGACGGAGAGCUGCUGAAACUGGUCCCCCAGAUGGAAACUGUUGACACUUUAAGGGCUAUGAAAGUGGAGAACAUGCUCUUGAUAGUGAUGCAGUCAGCUCACCUGGUGGCCCAGCGAAAGGCCUUUCAGCAGUCCAUGGAGGAUGUGCUCACUCUUAGCCGGGAGCAAACAUCUAGUCAGCCUCUCAUCGCGAGUGCUCUGGAGGAGCUCAAGGAUGAGGCAUUGCAGCUGUGCAUUAAGAUCAGCACUGCCAUUGACCGAGUGGAGUUCAUGUUCACCACAGAGUUUGAGGCAGAGGUGGAGGAGUCCGAGUCAGCCACUCUGCAUCAGUACUACAGGGAGGCAAUGAUACAGGGCUACAAUUUUGCCUUCGAGUACCACAAGGAGGUGGUGCGCCUGAUGUCAGGGGAGUUCAGACAGAGGAUUGGGGAACGCUACAUAGCUUUUGCCCGCAAGUGGAUGACCUAUGUCCUGACCAAAUGUGAGAGUGGCAGGGGCACCAAGCCCAGGUGGGCGACUCAGGGUUUUGAUUUUCUUCAGGCCAUUGAACCUGCCUUUAUAUCAGCCUUGCCAGAGGAUGACUUCCUGAAUUUACAAGCUUUGAUGAAUGAAUGUAUUGGACAUGUGAUUGGAAAACCUCACAGCCCAGUCACCGGCCUGUACAUUGCUCCUAGGAAUAGUCCUCGUCCUGUAAAGGUCCCUCGCUGCCACAGUGACCCACCAAACCCCAAUCUGUUCAUCCCUAAUGCUGAAGGUUUCAGCUCUCGAAGUCUCCCCUGUGAUCUUCGGAACCAGCUGUUCCCAAACGGCCCUCGCCCUGUCCCUCAGGGCCUGGGGGAACACAGCCACACCAAAGCACCCAGCAGCAGCCCCUAUGACGUCAGGGGAUCCAGUUUUCAUGAGAAUGAUCGUCUGUCAUCGGUUGCAGCAGAGUUACAUUUCAAAUCUCUGAGCCGCCACUCCAGCCCCACGGAGGACAAAGAAGAACCUACCUAUCCUAAAGGAGACCCCAACAGUGCUGCACGCCGAAGCUGGGAGCUCCGCACCUUUAUCAGCCAGUCCAAAGACACAGCAGCACGGCAAAGCCCCAUGGAGGCUGUCCGUCGAUCCAUUCGCAAGUUUGAGGAAAAACGCUAUGCUGUGAUGAAGCAGCGCAACAUCAUCGGCCAAGUGUGCCACACACCCAAGUCCUAUGACAACGUCAUGCACGUUGGGCUCAGGAAGGUGACCUUCAAGUGGCAGAGGGGCAACAAAAUAGGUGAGGGCCAGUACGGGAAGGUGUACACAUGCAUCAAUGUCGACACUGGUGAACUAAUGGCCAUGAAGGAGAUCCGAUUCCAGCCGAAUGAUCACAAAACAAUCAAGGAGACUGCAGAUGAGCUGAAGAUAUUUGAAGGCAUUAAACACCCAAACCUGGUGCGAUACUUUGGAGUCGAGCUCCAUCGGGAGGAGAUGUACAUCUUCAUGGAGUACUGUGAUGAGGGCACUCUGGAGGAGGUGUCCAGACUCGGGCUGCAGGAACAUGUCAUCAGACUGUAUAGUAAACAGAUCACAACAGCCAUCAACGUCCUCCAUGAACACGGCAUUGUCCACCGUGAUAUCAAGGGAGCCAACAUCUUCUUGACAUCAUCAGGCCUGAUUAAGCUGGGUGACUUUGGCUGUUCAGUCAAGUUGAGAAACAACACUCACACCAUGCCAGGGGAGGUGAACAGCACGCUGGGAACAGCAGCAUACAUGGCACCUGAAGUCAUCACCAGAGCAAAGGGUGAAGGUCAUGGACGAGCGGCGGACAUCUGGAGUUUGGGCUGCGUUCUUAUUGAGAUGGUGACUGGAAAGAGGCCCUGGCACGAGUAUGAGCACAACUUCCAGAUCAUGUACAAAGUAGGCAUGGGCCAUAAACCCCCCAUCCCGGAAAAGCUGAGCACAGAGGGGAAGGACUUCCUUGGCCACUGUCUGGAGAGCGAACCAAAACGCCGCUGGACAGCUAGCAUGCUGCUAGACCACCCGUUUGUCAAGGUUUGUACGGAUGAAGAGUAAAUGGAACCUCCUCUGUGGCUUUUAAGUUUACAAAUUAAAGCACUACUGUACAUGUUGUUGGCAAAAUGAAAAACUGUGGACGUGGAGAAGAGGAAGUUAUGGCUGAAGGCACAUGGAGUUAAACUGAGGAACUAAUACAAUAUCAUUUCACCUGGACCUAUGGAGUUAUAGGGUUGUGUCUUCAUAUACCCAUGGACUUGGGGGUGGGUGGGACUGUACAUACUGUAAGAAUAGGAUUGGCUUUAAUUCUUGUAUACAAUAUUGUAAAGUUAAAGUAAUUAUUGCCACAUUUGUUGUUCUCACUGGUGAAGAGACCUCUGAAAAGGUAUUGAGGAAUACACUUUUUUUUUUUUUUUUUUUUUUACAAGUGGGAGGGGAGACAGAAUCUAUGGCACUUUUAAACUGUUUACCCAAGGGGCACUUGAGUAGAGGAGGGAGGAAACUUUUUUCAGUCAUCCUUUGAGGCAGAAAAAGGUGUGGUAAGCCUCACUGAAUGGAAGGUUUACCUUUCAAAUUAAUUUAUCACUUGUCAUUUGACAAGCACGGGCACUAGGAAGGAUAUUUUCUUUUAAAUGUAAUUUUUCUUUGCCUUUGCUGAGGAGUAAAUGUCAAGUUGGAGCAAUGUUCAAGUCUACUGGUCGCCGGUGAAGAGCUGUUCACCUGACUGGAACGUAGCCAACUGAGAGGAGAAACGGCCUGCUCUCCCUCCCUGCUGCUGACACAAAACAUCCACACAACCAAACACAGACACUGACACACACCACAACUUCUGGUCCUCUGCUGCUCUUACAGUGUUUGCUAUGUACAAACAAUAUUAAUAAACCAAUUGUUUUUUUUUUUUUUUAAUGAAAUGUGUAUUUUUUUUUCCACCAUGCCAUUGAUUAGUAGUAUUACAUUACUAUGAAAGAGGUAGUUUUAAUUAGAGCUGACAAUAAAAUUAUUUUUAUAUAUAAAUAAAUGAAAAUGUAUAUGCUAUUUGAGAUAUAAUAUGCACAAAGCACAAACUAUUCCAGCUAAUAAGACAGGUUCUAAUUUACAUUAAUUUGAAUUGACACAUUUGUAACAGCUUUCCUGUUUGCAUUUUACCUUACUGUACUGCUUAUUGUGAAAGGGUGACCAACCAAAAAGGUAAACACUGACAGGCUAAAACUGGACGUAUGAAAUGAGAUUAGAUUGUUGUCUGCAAAUGGAUAUUUGGCUUGACACAGUGCAAUUGACGCUUUUGCCACAUUAGCUAAAUGUUUUCAGUGACUGAAUCUGAUCAACCCAAUUAAAUUAAAUUAACUUAAAUAAAUGAAAUUGAAUUUAA
Micropterus dolomieu (smallmouth bass) is the source of this 6256-nucleotide messenger RNA. RefSeq names its product mitogen-activated protein kinase kinase kinase 4 (gene map3k4). Gene Ontology annotation, molecular function: ATP binding; protein kinase activity. The coding region runs from base 193 to 4947 and encodes 1584 amino acids. Gene Ontology annotation, biological process: MAPK cascade; protein phosphorylation. Lineage: Eukaryota; Metazoa; Chordata; Actinopteri; Centrarchiformes; Centrarchidae. The record is from RefSeq and is a predicted model, not a curated record. The transcript is spliced from 27 exons.